GCCCCCGGCCCGCCCGCUCGCCCGCCCGUCCGCCGCCGCCGCCGGGAGCGCAGCGCAGCCGAGACGCUCGCCGAGGCCCCGAGGGGGUCGCUGCGCGGGGACCCCCGAAGCCCCGGAGCGAGGCGUUGCUUCCCUCACGGAUCCCGAGAAGCCGGAGGCGAGAGAGGCAUGAACUGACCCGCUCGUCAGGAACCCUUCGAACGCGUCCCCAGAGCCAUGGCGGACGGGCCUUCGCUCGCCCUGGCCGAGUGGCUCCAGAAACUCCGCCUGGACCAGUACGUCGAGACCUUUGAGCAGAACCAGCUGAGAUGCCUCCAGGACUGCCAGCACUUGAGCGACGAGAGCCUCACCCGCCUCGGCGUUCUGCUGCCCGGCCAUCGCAAACGGAUCCUCUCCGGGUUGAGCAAAUUCUUCGCCGAGUUGCCGUCCAGCGCCGGACGUCCCCAGCUGCCACCGAGGAGGCCCGUCCCCAAGAAACGCCACAUCUUCCGGACAGCUGGCUCUCUGCCGGAGCAAGAGGCCAAGCGUGACUUGGCGGGACCAAGUGGCAAGGGGUCGCCCCCGGAACGGGGUUCGGAAUCCGCCCUUGGCCUUCCCCUUAUUCCUCCUCCUAUCCCUCCGAGGACAGGUUCCCACCCGCCAGUGAAGUUCUCCGCUUCUUUCCCGGUUUGCUCGGACCCCCGAUGCCCUUCUCCGCAGCCGGCUUGCGGGAGACUCAGCCCCCCCUUCCCGGAGGAGGGGGCCAAGCCUCCACUGCCCCCUCUGCCCGCCAAACGCCACCAGGUGGAGAACAGGCCCGCCAUCCCGGCGGUGGCGGCACCGCCCGUCCCCGUGCGCCCACCCACGCUGCCUCCCCGGGUGGUCUCCCAGAGAGCCCUGCCAAGUUCUCCUGCGAGAGAGAAGCCUCCGGAAUCUGAGGACCUGCCCACCGUACCCCCCGCCCUCUUUCCACGUGUCAAGUUAACGGUGCACCACAGUGGCCCCGAGAUUCCCCCAAAGCCCUCCCUCCUUUUGCACCCAGAGUUUGAGGACUCCGAUUAUGAGGACCCCCUGUUUGAGGAGGAGAGGGAAACUUUUAUGGAAGAGAUGACUGACAAGAAGGCCACCCCGGAGAGGCGGCGCUCGGCCCGCUUCAACAGCCUGUUCAGUGAAGAUGAGCUGGUUGAAGAUUAUUUCAAGGAGGAAUCGGUCCCUAAGUGAGCAUCGCGCCCUCCUUCGGCUGCUUUGGGGUUCGGGGGGGGGGAGAUUCCUGCUGUCGGGCGAGGGGCUGCCUCCGUUAUGCCGCUUCUGGGAUUUAAGACGAUCAGUGAAAGGCAACUGCUUUUCGGGGGCACGAUGGCUCAGUGGUUAAAGACGCCGAGCGUGUCCGGUGGAGAGCUGACACCCCGGGUUCAAGAACCGAGCGCUUCCAUGAUGGGGUGAGCUCCUGUCCUUGCUUCAGCUCCUGCCCACCGAGCAGAUUUACAGAAUAACAGAGUUCGAAGGGAGCUUGGAGGUCAUCUAGUCCAACCCCCCCAAGCAGGAGUCCCUGCACCGUUUCUGACAGACAAUCUUGGUUGCUCUUCUUUGCACUCUUUCUAGAGCAGGUGUGUCAAACCCACAAUGUCAUGUGAUGUGUCGCGACUUUUUUUCCAUUGCCGGCAAAGGGGCGGGCGCGGU
This is a messenger RNA of Crotalus tigris (Tiger rattlesnake), 1659 nucleotides long. It is a transcript of the gene ARAP1, whose product is annotated as ArfGAP with RhoGAP domain, ankyrin repeat and PH domain 1. Gene Ontology annotation, molecular function: protein binding. Bases 217 to 1200 code for a protein of 327 amino acids. The record is from RefSeq and is a predicted model, not a curated record. The transcript has 5 exons. Lineage: Eukaryota; Metazoa; Chordata; Lepidosauria; Squamata; Viperidae.